AUGUGUGCUGGCCAGAUCGUGAGCGUGGGCUCAGCCACCAUCGGGCUCUCGGCCACUUCGGAAGGAGAUGAUGAGGAUGAGGGCGACGGUGAGGACGACGCGGAGGACAGGCCCAAGCAUGCCGACGGUGCUAGCGCUGGUAGUAGCAAGAGAGCUGAUCCUGUUGCGAUCGAGCACCAACCCGACAGCCAGUUUCAGCACCGCGAGGCCCUUUUCCCUGGCGAAGUGCUCGAGGUUUCCUAUUCACAAGACCCGAAGACACUCGAGAGGCUUGCUUGGGAUUAUAUACAACAUUCGAAUGGUGACAUCAAAGCCGUCAUUGGCAUCGCCAUCAACUACAAGGACAGCCAGGCACCUUCGACCGUCUCGCUGUGGCGAGCAAGAUAUGUCUUUGAAGAUGCCCCGACGUAG
Messenger RNA from Phaeoacremonium minimum UCRPA7, 411 nucleotides. RefSeq lists its product as hypothetical. NCBI's taxonomy places the organism in Eukaryota, Fungi, Ascomycota, Sordariomycetes, Togniniales, Togniniaceae. The record is from RefSeq and is a predicted model, not a curated record. The transcript has a single exon. Bases 1 to 411 code for a protein of 136 amino acids.